AUGGAUAGGAAUCAUGGUGUUGAACGUUUUGUAGCGGAAACAUUUCAGCUCGUCGUCAAAAGGAAUGUCGAGGUCAUUGUGGACAGUUUGAUUAAUGGGGUAGCAAGGAGCUUCGACAUUGGAUUGGACGGGCUGGAUAUUGGACAAAUUGACGGAACCUCACAGUUCCGAAGUGGUCUCAAACCCGAUAACCACGAUUCAGGGGUUUUCGGCGAGAAAGUACUCGAUGAAGGCUGCGAUGCCCCUUGGUCUGCUGAAAUAUUUCGAUCUUCCGAGAUGCCUUUUAAGAAUCCCGUCGUGAUCCCGUCGCCUUCGAGAGAGGACUGCAUCCGCCUCUGCGUUUCCAACACCCACAUCCAUUGCAGAGCUGCCAAUUAUUAUUAUGAGAGGAAAGAAUGCGCAAUGAGCGACAUGGAUAGAUUUGCAGUGUCGGAUGAGUUACAACUACAAACAGGAAAAAAUGGUGUUGAUUACAUCGAAUCGAACUGUGCGACGUCUUCAAAAGGGCUGUGCCACUUUUCUGAAAUGGGUAGCAAAUCGUUAUCCGUGGCAGAUUCUAUUCACAAAAAUGUCAAAAGCCUCGACAAAUGCAAACAAAUAUGCCUUGAAACUACAAGUUUUCAAUGCCGCAGCUAUGAAUAUAGAAAAUCUGAAGGUAUUUGUCGUCUGUCACAUUCAUCGGCUUACCAACAGGACCUUAAAAGUGCGAGGAAUGAAGAAGGAGUUGAUUCUUUUCAUAUGACCGCGUGCUACAACGUCUCGGUUUACUGCGGAUCGAACGCCAUGGUAGCGAAAAUAAAAAGCAACAAACUAUUCCGAGGGAAAAUAUACGCCAAAAGUAGACCAAAUUCCUGUGUUAAUGACAUUGCCAGCGACACGGAUUUUCAACUGGAAAUGGGAUUCAAUGACCUGGGGUGUGAAGUGAGUCAAGAAAGCUCUGGAAAAUACAGCUCCAACAUUAUUAUUCAACAUCACGAUCAAAUAGUGACAGAAAAAGACAUGGGACUUUCCAUCAAGUGUUCGUACACGGUGACAAACAGGAGCAUUCAACAUGGAGUAAAUCUGGAUGUGAGAGGAGAACCGAAUAUAAUGGGAACACAUGAAUCUUCAUUUGUCCUUUCGCCGACGGUUACAAUGCACAUAACAGAUAGGAAUGGUGAUGACAUUCUCACAGCUCAAGUAGGAGACCCUCUGAGCUUACGAUUCCGCAUUCUUGACGCAAACACCCCUUAUGAAAUUUUUGUAAGAGAGCUUAUCGCUUUUGAUGGGGUCGAUUCAAGCGAGAUCCUAUUAAUAGAUAGCAUGGGCUGUCCGACAGACCCAACAAUCAUGGGUACAAUAAGCACCGUUUCGAAAGAAGGAGAGUCGCAAGUCCUCGAAGCUCCAUUUGAUGCUUUCAAAUUUCCUACUUCUGAUAUUGUACAAUUUAAGGCCCUUGUAACACCCUGCUUGCCAACUUGUGAGCCUGUUUCUUGUACAAUGGAAGACUAUUUUGGCUCGUCUAAAACCGUUGCAUCUUUUGGUAGAAGAAAAAGAGAAGUAAAAUCCCAUAUGGAGGAGGAGGUUGUCAUGCAGAGCAUUAGAAUCCAAGAUAAAUUCAAAUUUUCUAGACUUUCUGAUGAUUUUGAGGACCAAAAUGAUGACAGUGUACUUCCAAAUCCUUGUAAAUACAACAACAGUUCUUUACUGUUCUUGUUCUGUUUAGUUUUAUCAACACAACUUCUUUUUUGGGUUAUGUGUUAUGCAAUAUUUAUAAAAUGGAAAAGAAAAGACCAAUGGAAUAGUAAUCAUUAGGUAGAAUAUUUAUAUAGGGUUAUUUAUUUGUAAUGAAUCAUGUAAUGAGAUCUUCUUUUAUAUAAUUAUGGCCUGAAGGUGAAAUUAAUUGUCUAUUUAUUUUAAACAUGUUUAUUUAUAUUUAUAGAAUGCUGGUGGUGGAAAUGAUAACAUUUACAGUUUAAUUUUGGCCCUACAUUUAAUUUUUGUAAUUAAUUUAUGUAUUUUUAUAAAUACCAUGAGACAUAGCCAAAUUCAACUACACAGUCAUCAGCAACCAAUGACAACUCCAAAUGGAAGGUGGUGAAAUAUAUCCUCAGAUACAAGAGUACCUCCCAUACCCUUAAACAGAUUGACAGCGAAAUGCCGCAGCUACUGCAUAAAACCCUUGACACACCGACGUCCUGGAACAAUUCGGCAUCAUCUACCACCAAACUCUGAUAUAAAAAAAGGUCAUCCUCAACCUUACCAGAAAUAAGACUCCAGACUAUGAUCUUAUAACAUCCAAAAUGUAUAAUCCAUAACCAUUUGUUUCAUCUACACACCUAACAAACCAACUGUUUCCUCGUGCCAUACCAUUUUCGGGGGCAAGUACAUGAGAAGCUGGUCCUAUCCACAACCAACUGACCUCCAAUUUGGUUUCUCUAGCCACAAUCCACCAAAUUUAUGUUGUAGACUUCAUUGUAACAUCCCAAGAAAAUAAGCAGUUCUGCCCUGGAGUAUAUCCAAAAGUCUCCAGAUCGUUUCUGGCAUCAGGAUUGCUGAAACUCCAAUUAUUCCCUUCUAAUUACAUACCUCAUCAUAAAAUCCUAUCUGAUCCAUGUUUCCUACUGACACCUAACCUCUUCGAUAAAUUCUGUCCUCUCUGCAAGACAUGUACAAGACAACAAAAAAUAACUGCUAGACUUAUGUUCAAAAUGUACUUGUUCACAAAAACAAAACAAAAAAUUUGAAACCAAGGCCUAAGGCCUAUUUACAAGAAGUGGCCUACUUGUAUCCGAUAUUUUGGAUUGCAGAAUCACCAAAAACGUUUUGUCCAAAUCCAUGACCCACCAACUUGGUUGUUCCCUUGUCAGGUGAUAUACGCCAGCUAUUGAUUUCCUAUUUGUCUGACAGAACUCGGAGAGUUAAAGCUUCAAAGUCUAUCUCCUCUUCUCUCUCAAUUUCAGCUGGUGUACCCCAAGGGUCUAUUCUUGAACCUUCACUCUUUUUCAUUUCCUAAAUGUUCAUUACUUAUUAAUUUCUCCCAAUGUCAUCUUUAUGCAGAGCUCUACAGAUUUAGCUCUAUUUAGCUCAUCUUUUCAUUCACCAUCUUACAAGCAACAUCUUAAGCUAUCUCCUUGCUCAACCGUGAUAUUCAUUCUCUCAAUCAAUGGUCAAGUAGUAAUAACGGCAUUCUUUUAAACCUUAUCAUAUCCCAGACCUUAUUAAUUUCCAAUAAACCCAUUAAUACCGAUCGCUUUCCCCCCCCCUCAUAUCAACGGCUCCCUUAUUAAUUUCUGUCCUAAAAUUAAAAAUCUCGGACCAUGUGAGCUCUAUUAUGAAAAAGGUCUACUCAAGCCUCUAUUCCCUUUGACACCUUAGCUGUUUUAUUCCACGAAAAACUCGAGUUAAAUUCCUUAUAAAAUCUGUAAAUUAACUUACUGUAGCUAUUUUUCCACUUUCCUUAGACUCUCAAUCAUUAGAUAGUGUUAUGAUCCUAAACCAAGAAAUCAUAUUUCCGAUAUGACGUCUUCAGCAAGCUAACAUUCUAAACACUUAUAAACUUAGAAGUUUAAUAAAUACAUAUUUAAAAUAAAUUCAAAUAAAUGUCUUCAAUAUCUAUCAACUUUUUCCCCUCAUUACUUAUCCAAACGCACACACUUUGCAGACAUAUUUUUUGGUUUUGUAAAUACUGACGGAUAUGGCAUUAACCACGUUUACUUAAUUUCCCAAAGGUCCGGUAUUUUAUAACCAUAAACUUCCAUUAUUUUAAAAUAUUUUUAUUUUAAAAAAACCGUUGAACAGCUUUUUUAACUCUUACAUGGACUUAUGGACAUACAGACUGGUACUGUACAGGACAGCUAAAAGUCAAAAAUCAGCACAAUCACCUAGCCUUCUUCUGAUGCCCCAAAUUCCACUCCUUCAUCCAUGACCUUUCCCCUCUUACCCGUCCUAUCAAUCCUAGGAGGUUGAGGUAUUGCUGGCCUCACAACUAGAGAGAGAUGCCUAAUAUUGGUCAUAAAUGGGAGUCUCACAUUAUUAACACUCACUCCACUUAUGUUUUUCAUGUAUUCAUAAAUUGGUGCAGUUGUAGAUUAAUAAUAUAAAUUUAAGAAAAACAUUCGGCUAUAAUGUAUUCCUAUCAUAAAGAAGAAAUAAAUUGAGCUUUUUUGUGUAUCAUAUAUGUAGAUCUCAUUUAUAUAUUUCAUUACAAGAAAUAAAUUUAAUAAUCGUUCUCUUAUGUUUAGGAUUUAUUAGAUGUACUACUUUUUAUUUUAAAAUGUUACAAUAGUUUUAAUACUAUGCGUCUGUUAUGAUUGUAUUUAUUUUAUAUGGAAAGGAAGUAUUUAUUUUAUAUAUGUGUGACCCAGUAUACGUAUAAUUAGAAAUAUGUCAUUAGAAAUUAGCUGAUUAACUUAUUGUGAAACGCUUCAAGUUUACUGUUUAAACAGUCCUAUUUAUUUAUUUUGCUGAAACUUUUUAAGCUUUACCUCUUUAUGUUUUAAGAAAUAAAUACUUAUUUAUUAUUACAAAGUUAGGUCUAUUUUGGUCAAUGUAAGUUUUGUCUCACUUUUGAAAAUUUGUUCUGAAAUACUUACAAUACGAAUAAAGCUACAUUGAUAUGAUUUUUAAAUUAAUAUCUUACUGCUAAAAAAAAUAUAAUUUCUUAGGGCUAAAGCAGUGUAAGGUUUGAUACAAUAAAUGUUAAAACAUGUUAAAACAGAUGUGCCAUACAUUAAAGAUGUAUAUAUUUAUGUUAAACUUUAAUACAAAAAAAAUUA
This is a messenger RNA of Cimex lectularius (bed bug), 4757 nucleotides long. RefSeq lists its product as uncharacterized. The record is from RefSeq and is a predicted model, not a curated record. Bases 1 to 1794 code for a protein of 597 amino acids. NCBI's taxonomy places the organism in Eukaryota, Metazoa, Arthropoda, Insecta, Hemiptera, Cimicidae. The transcript has 4 exons.